GUCGACAGGUGGCAGAUAAAAUGUUCAAAAUACUGGCCAGAUGAGCGGGCUACAUACGGAAAGUGUAACGUCAAACUUGAUCAAGUUGAACAGUAUGCUGAUUUUGCUAUUAGACAUUUCACCUACAGCAUGGACGGAACAAGAUUCGAACGACAAUUGAUCCAGUUUCAUUACACAUCAUGGCCAGCGACGGCUUUGUCUUUAGUGCAGUUUUGGAGAAAAGUGAGACAGAGUGAAUUUGUGGAAAACACACCCUGGAUGGUGCAUUGCAGUGCCGGCGUAGGAAUGACAGGGACCUUCAUUGCCUUAGACUAUCUCUAUGACCAAGGAAAGGUUGAUGAGAAACUGAAUGUUCCAGAAACUGUGAAUGUUCUAAGAGAGCAACGAGUAUGCAUGGUUCAGACAAAGGAGCAGUAUCUCUACCUUCAUGAAGCUAUUUUGGAACUGCUAGACCCCGUUGGACUGAUUUUUACUCCGGAAAAUAGCAUGAGGUUUCAGUCAACUGUAACAGAAUACAGAAAACUUAUCAAAGAGUUCAAAGCAAUAACAGAUUCAAUCGUAAAUGUGACAACAGUGGAAAACGAUAACGAUUUUGACAGAAUGCCUGACGGUCAAUUACCGGAAAACAAGUGCAAAUCAAUCGAUAUGAACGUCAUACCAGAUGACAUGUUUAGACCUCUCAUUUCGUCUGGAAAUGAUUUCAUAAAUGCUGUGUAUAUUCCGACGUACAGAGAGAGUGAAAAAUACAUUGUGACGCAGUUUCCAUUGCAAAAUACAACUGUUGAUUUUGUUCGACUUUUGUGGGACCACAGCAUUCGAGAUGUCGUUUUACUGGACCAAGAUGACGAAAAGGCAUGUCUACAAAUCUCUGCGGAGAUAAAGAUACGAUCUCACAUUGACUUAUAA
Molecule: messenger RNA, 906 nt
Organism: Mya arenaria
Lineage: Eukaryota; Metazoa; Mollusca; Bivalvia; Myida; Myidae
Product: receptor-type tyrosine-protein phosphatase epsilon-like
Exons: 8
Coding region: 130-906 (258 amino acids)
Biological process (GO): protein dephosphorylation
Molecular function (GO): protein tyrosine phosphatase activity
Source: RefSeq, a predicted model, not a curated record